This is a messenger RNA of Salvia miltiorrhiza (redroot sage), 1143 nucleotides long. RefSeq lists its product as uncharacterized. NCBI's taxonomy places the organism in Eukaryota, Viridiplantae, Streptophyta, Magnoliopsida, Lamiales, Lamiaceae. The coding region runs from base 82 to 1050 and encodes 322 amino acids. The transcript has 6 exons. The record is from RefSeq and is a predicted model, not a curated record.
GAUAAACAGGUUAAUGGAACUGAGAUAUUAGAUGGCAAGGCAGCACGUUUGCCUCUGGGAAGAAUUGACGAAAACAUCCCAAUGCAAGCUAGGAACAUUGGUAAAACACCAAUGAAGAGUUUGUUAAGAAAAACAGCAAAAUUCAGAUCACCCUUCCUACAAAGGGAAAUCUCAACAUCAAAGCAACUGACCAUAAAGGAGAAAGAGCUUGCUUUCUACACAUUGUAUGCAGUUGAAGAAGAUAGGCAUGAGCUUAUGUUUUCGGCCAUCGAUGUUGACUUAAGGCGUUAUGAUAUGAUAACCCUAAAAAGAGGCAUAGUAGUUGGAACGGCUGUCAUAGAUGCAUGGGCAGUAAUCUUGAAUGGCCAAGAGCAAUAUCGCUCUGAAACAUCGCCUACACGAUUCUUUGCAACAACAAGCAUAUAUGUGGAUUGUCUGAAGCCAACUGAUUGGUCCUACGCCGACCAGAAGACUUCAUUUUUUCUAACACUAUAUGCUGAGAUACAGGCACAUCAUGGAGAUUUGCUUUCUGUUGUAGACAUGUUUUUCUUCCCGGUGUACGAAAAAGAAAAGUACUAUGCUUUGUGUUUCGAUACACGUCGUCAGCGACUGUAUAUACUAGACAACACUAAUGAAGUAACUGGAGAUGCAAAUGACACCAAAUAUAGGGGUGUAUGCCGCGAUCUGCGUAAACUAUUGGCCGACUUCCUAUACUACCACAACGAUGAGAGAAAGGCGAAGGCAGUGGCUAACUCAGUUGAGCAUGUCGUCAAAAUGUCGUGGGCUGAUAGUAAGAACGAAGUCGACACAGGAGUAUACCUAAUGAGGCAUUUAGAGACAUUUAUGGGUGAUGUUACAAAGGGGUGGACAUGCAACUUAUCCAAUAAACGCCCACAACAGUUGACAAGGUUGCGCAUAAGGUAUUGUGCAUCGAUAGUUGCGUGGGAGGGAAACAGCGAGAAGAAAGAGAUUGGAGACAAAGCAUCGUAUACCUUUACAGAGAUGUGCAAGAAUCCAGGAUUCAAUGUGAACUCGAUCCUACUUGGGUGAAACUUCAUCAACUGAACACUAUUCCACGUUAUAAAUUUCAGACGUUUUUUUGGGGAAAUAAAUUAUAUUGCAGACUCCAAAUUGAUUUGAAUA